AGCCUUAAACUUAAUAUUUAGUUAAUAAGAAUCCGUGUAACAUUUGGCGUGCGUGUUGAAACGCAAAUUUUGCAAAUAUUUGCGUCUAACCUACCAUUAAGUUGAUUAAUAUUUCCCCAUCGACGAAUAUCAGCUAUAGAAAGCGGAAUUAUGCAAGAGGUCAAUGUGUUCGGUUCCCUGCUUUUGUCGUGAAACAUUAAAAAACGUAAAUGUAACACUCCAAAAAAGGAAAUUGGGUAAUGUCCUUCUGGAAGUGUAAAAAAAUUAAAUUUCAUUCAUUAAAAAAAGAGAAAGUGGCAAAUUGCAGAUGGACACCAUUGAUUACCACCACUAUGACCACAUUAGAUAAUUCAUACCUGUAUAAUGCAGACGGGUUCCAGUAAGAAUAAUUGUAAAAUGUUGAUCUACAAGCUAGUGUGUGUCUACUUCAUUUCGGUAGGACAAGAUGUAAGUUGUAGACGAGUGAACAAGAAUGACGGCCUUAAAUCAAAAAGGAUCUCAGUGCAGCAAAUUCGAAGGGCGGAUCAGAUUUGCUACGACAUUGUAGGGUGUUUCGAUUUGCCGCGUAAAUUCUCUCCCUUGCACAAGGGACCUGAAAGUCCAGCCGUUAUCAAUACCAAAUUCUUCCUCUUUCGCAACGAUUUAAAGUUUUCCACUCCACAAAGACUCUACUACGAGGAUAAUGGUCGAACGCUCAAUCAGUCCAAGUUCAAUGCCAGCGAGCACGUGAAGGUAAUCGUUCAUGGGUAUUUGGGCAGCUGGAGGGAUGGCGGGGGGCUGGCCGGGGCGAAACUGUACACGCAACUGUGUAAAUGCAAUGUCAUUUUACUGGAUUGGGAAAGAGGAGCGCGUGGACCGAACUAUGGAAAUGCCGCUGCCAAUACGGAAAUAGUGGGCCGUCAGUUGGGAAUAUUAUUACUGCAUAUGAUUAAUCAAGGAUUAGACCCUCACUAUAUCCAUAUUGUUGGAUUUUCUCUAGGGGCCCAUGUAGCGGGUUGCGCAUCAGAAGUGUUAAAAAGUAACGGUCUGAUGAUUGGAAGAAUUACAGGAUUAGACGCCGCCAGUCCACUAUUUCGCAAUAAUCACGUUAGGGCCAAAUCGAAAAAGUUGGAUAGAAGUGAUGCCCUCUUGGUUGACGCAGUACAUACAGAUUCGAGUCCGUUCUUUACAGACGGAUUCGGUCUCUUAGAGCCUAUUGGCCACGUAGAUUUUUUCCCCAACGGCGGAUUUGAACAACCCGGUUGUUCCGAUAGGACGGCUUCCGUAGUCGUAACACAUUUAGAAAAAACGCUAACAAGGGAGACUGCUUGCAGUCACGUACGCGCCUGGGAGUUGUUUAGGGAAAGUUUGGAAAUACAACUGAAACAAGCGCCAUCUUGUUCGUUUGUGGCUUAUAAAUGUAGAGGAGGACUGGAGGAAUAUCGUCAAGGGGAGUGCUUUCCGUCAAUGGACAACGGCGGGUUUGGGAGUAAUAACGAUAUAGGAAAAAUGGGGGAGUAUGUACAAGGAGAUGGAAUUAUGUAUUUAGCUACGAAAAAUAAAUAUCCAUUCUGCGGAACCCAGAUGCAAGUGGGUAUUUUCCUGACGAAUGCUACCCAGAGUUUAAAUGGGAUGGUGCACUGCAAUUUGCGCCAAGGAAAUAGCAGUAUCAAUUUUAAAAUCCCUAUGGGAAACGGGCCUAGCACACUCUAUGGAUUAUCCGUGAUGGAACCGGUGGCCAUGAAUCACGAUCAAAAAGUGAAGGGAUCUAUUGCGUAUUAUCAAAAUCCGAAUGAAAAGCAAAACGGAACAGAUGCCCCAAAACAACCAAUGUUAGCGUACAAAGUGACACUGAGGGAUACAAACGGCAAUAGUUGGAGUAUGUGCACGAAUGAUGUACAAUUACAAGCGAAACCUACCCAUCUAACACUAAACUCUGGAAGUUGUUAGGACACUAUAUUGGCAAUUAUCCUUAUUGUGUUUAAAUUUAUAAUUUAAAUCAAAUUAUAUAUAGAUAGUAGGUGGUUAGAAGAAAUGAAAACGAGUGUGAUUGUCGCAUCAUACGUUAGGUAUAUUGUAUAGUUGUACCUAGUGCCUAGGGCUGUUCAUGUAGCUAAUGGAAUCAAAUGCAUCAAAAUAUAAAAAAAACGGUUAUAAGAG
Molecule: messenger RNA, 2139 nt
Organism: Photinus pyralis (common eastern firefly)
Lineage: Eukaryota; Metazoa; Arthropoda; Insecta; Coleoptera; Lampyridae
Product: pancreatic lipase-related protein 2-like
Exons: 9
Coding region: 364-1929 (521 amino acids)
Biological process (GO): lipid metabolic process
Molecular function (GO): lipase activity; carboxylic ester hydrolase activity
Source: RefSeq, a predicted model, not a curated record